CCGGAAGUGUCAGCCUCGUUUCCAUCGCCGCUCAGUCGGAAAUGGCGGACCUCCACCGCCAGCUGCAGGACUACCUGACGCAGGGUAAAGCGAGCCGGCCGGCAGCCGCCGAGCCGCUGCUCGCCUCGAGGACAGCAGAAGAGCCUGCGGCCGGGGCAUGGCUAGGAAGCACGGCUUUGCGAUGGCCGUGGCCACGGAGCCCCGCAGAGCCGCCGCCCGCGGGCUCGCGGUGCAUACCAAACGUGACGCGCGGGCAGCGCCUGGCGGCGGGCGGCCUGUGCCUGCUGCUGGCCGCGCUCUGUUUCGGCCUGGCGGCGCUCUACGCGCCGGUGCUGCUGCUGCGCGCGCGCAAGUUCGCGCUCCUCUGGUCGCUGGGCUCAGUGCUGGCGCUGGCGAGCGCGGCGCUGCUGCGGGGCGGCCCGGCCUGCGGGCGCCUGCUGCGCGGCGAGGAGACGCCUUCGCGGAACGCUCUGUGCUACGCGGCCGCGCUGGGCGCCACGCUCUACGCCGCGCUGGUCCUGCGCAGUACGGUGCUGACGGCGCUCGGCGCUUGCGCACAGGUAGCCGCGCUACUCUAUACGCUGUUGGGCCUCCUGCCCUGGGGCGGCGUGGCGGCGCUACGCCUAGCGCUUGGUCGCCUAAAUCGUGGGGCGGGCCUGACCAGCGCGCUUCCGGUGUGACAGCCCGUGUUAGCCUGCGGAACCAGCCAGGCACCGCCAAAUCCACGACA
Molecule: messenger RNA, 730 nt
Organism: Phodopus roborovskii (desert hamster)
Lineage: Eukaryota; Metazoa; Chordata; Mammalia; Rodentia; Cricetidae
Gene: Sft2d3
Product: SFT2 domain containing 3
Exons: 1
Coding region: 42-680 (212 amino acids)
Biological process (GO): vesicle-mediated transport
Cellular component (GO): membrane
Source: RefSeq, a predicted model, not a curated record